Thamnophis elegans (Western terrestrial garter snake) is the source of this 1065-nucleotide messenger RNA. RefSeq lists its product as uncharacterized. The annotation marks the transcript as partial. The transcript has 2 exons. The record is from RefSeq and is a predicted model, not a curated record. Gene Ontology annotation, biological process: DNA integration. NCBI's taxonomy places the organism in Eukaryota, Metazoa, Chordata, Lepidosauria, Squamata, Natricidae. Gene Ontology annotation, molecular function: nucleic acid binding.
AUGUUCCGAAAUCACCGAAUUACACUACUUCAGGCCGUGGAAACUGCCCGAGCCGCUGAACUAUCUGAGCAGUCCACGGCCGAUAUUGAGCGGUUGCAGAUUGCCACACCUGAACGAGCACCGCCUGAAGCAUCGCCACAAGCCCACAUGGUCGAGGACGACCUGGCUUAUGAGGAUCCAGAAGAAGAAGUGGUGGCCCAGAUGAGGACUGUGCCUAAGAGGAAGCCAAAACCGCAACCUGCAGCGCAACAGGCGUCCGCACUGCCCUGCCGGGGUUGCGGAGGCCGUCAUAAACGCCAGGCUUGCCCAUUUUUAAAUGCCAUCUGUAACCGGUGCAAGGGCGAAGGCCACCUGGCUAAGGGGUGCCUCAUUUGGGGGGAUCGAGUGGUGAUCCCCACCGCGCUGCGGCCACAAGUCCUGUCCCUGCUCCAUAAGGAUCAUCCGGGCAUAGCACGAAUGAAGGCAUUAGCCCGUAGCUAUGUUUGGUGGCCCUUACUGGACUCAGAGAUAGCGGCCUAUGUUGGCCGCUGCAACCCCUGCCAACAAUCUAGGCCUAAUCCCCCAGCUGGGCCGGCUCGUGAGUGGGAGGCUCCGAGAGGCCCAUGGUCACGCCUCCACCUAGAUUUUGCCAGUCCCUUUCACGGCCAGAAUUUCUUGGUAGUGGUGGACGCUUACUCCCGCUGGGUGGAGCUGGUCCUGAUGGGCUCCACCACAGCUGAGAGUACGGUCCGGGCUUUGAGAAGGCUGUUCGCGACCCAUGGGUUGCCGGACCUAAUUGUUUCUGAUAACGGGCCCCAAUUUAUGUCCACCACGUUCCAGGAGUUUCUGGCCAUGCAAGGGAUUCGACAUGCGCCCAUAGCCCCGUACCACCCGGCCAGCAAUGGCCGGGCGGAGCGGGCGGUCCGCUCAGCAAAAGAGGCACUGGGCCGCAUGGACCGGGGCGACUGGCAGGAGAAAGUGGCGGCUUACCUGCUAAGCCAACAUUCCACUCCCUGCCCAACGACCAACCGAAGCCCCUCGGAGCUCUUGAUGGGCAGGCGUCUGCGGACUCCCCUGGACCGGCUA